AUGGCUGAUAAUACAGUAUCUCACAAGUUGAAUGGGUUAAAUAAAAAAAUUAUUGAAGUCAAAAAGAAGAUACAAUUGUCAGAGGGCCAGCGGAAGGCGAAUUUCGAGGAAUGCGACGCGAAGAAACGCGAGAGCAGCGAUCGCAUAGGCCGGCUGAAGAGGGAAGUGAAGGAGCUGCAGCUGGAAUUCGCAAAGGCUAAGAAUAACAACGAGGCGGCUGGACUCGCAUCAAGCCUCAGCCGCGAAUCAUCCGCAAUAAUAAAGAAGCGGAACCUCCGUGAGGCAAAUGCGAUGUUCGACGAGGACAACAUUCGCCUUCGCAAAAAACUCGACUUGGUCAAGUACCAAGUCGACAAGAAAACCAAAAAACUACUGCUACUCCAAAAAGAAUACGACGAGCUGAUAAAUGGAAAAGUAAUCAAAAUGGGAGCAUUGAAACCAUCAUCGAUCCAGAGUAAAAAGACAAUGACGCGGCUGGAAAACCAGCUGCAUCGCGUGAGCGUGAUGCAGAUGGAAGCUGACACUGUGCGCAAAAAAUACAGAUCGGUGAGGGCGAGUCUCAAAGCAGAUGCAUCGUUCUACGCGUCCUACCUGGACAGCUUGGAGGAGAGCAUACGCGAGCAGCAAAGCGAGAUUAACCGGCUUCAGAACGUAAAAGCCGAAGCGAUUGCACUUCGGGAUACGACCAAGGAAACUCUUACGAAGCAGGAGAUCGAAGCGAUGCAUACGACCAAGGAGCGAGAAACUGUUAUUCAGGAAUAUAGAAAACGGGUAGAAGAUCGAAAAAUAGAGUUGGAGCGCCUGGAGCGCAUGAUGUUUUCCACGAGAGCAGUAACGAGAGACGAGUUCGCGCCGAGUCGCAACAAAAACCACGAUGCGCAGCACCAAUCAGUGGAAGAAGUGCAAGAUCCUCGGCAAGUGGAGUUGGACAAAUUGGAGGAGUCAUUCGUGAAACUACGCAAUGCGACAGGAGUGUCAAGGACCGAGGAUGUGCUAAACCGAUUCUUGGCGCAAAAAGCCACCAAGGAGAAGCUUAAGAAGAUGCAGGCCAACGCCGAGGAGGAAAAAAUUCAGCUUGAGAAGAGGAGACAGCAACUCACCGUCGAGAUCGAAAUGCAUAAAUUUUCGGAAACCAAGGAUUCUGAUCAAAACGCUGACAAAGUGGAGAAACUCGAUAAACAAAUUGAGGAACAGCGUGAUCGGCAGGAUGGCGCUGCUGAAAAAAUGACCAAGCAUCAGAAUACUUUGAAGAGACUCGCUGAAAAAUUGCUGUCUUUCUGCGAUAAACUGCGCGAAAGCGGACUAGUCGUAGUCGAAGAAAAAACCGACACACUUGACGCAAUGAAAGUUUUGAAUAAACUUAACGGCACAAUCAACAAAUUUAUUGCAACAUUAGGAGGACCGGAAUCAUUCAAUCAAUUUCUAGAUCAAAUGCUGAGCGACAAAAUCGAAGCUGCGUCACUUGAAACAGCUUCUGAACCCACGAAACCAAUCAACCUAGAAGACCAACCAUUAUUUCCACUGUUUGCAAUCAUCACUAUACCAACAACUCAAGCUCAACCGUCGGAAGACGAGGAGGAUAUUCCGUCGAGAAGCUUCCUGAAACGACAGGCUCAGUUACUCGUGGAUACGAAGAGCCGACGGAAAGGUUUUGCUUUAAGGAGAUAAAUACCGAGAGCUGUUGCCCUCUGUAGCAAAAAGUGGGAACCCAACAAACCGCGUUACCACGCAAUCCGUAAA
Molecule: messenger RNA, 1740 nt
Organism: Phymastichus coffea
Lineage: Eukaryota; Metazoa; Arthropoda; Insecta; Hymenoptera; Eulophidae
Gene: CCDC151
Product: outer dynein arm-docking complex subunit 3
Exons: 11
Coding region: 1-1668 (555 amino acids)
Biological process (GO): cilium movement; outer dynein arm assembly
Cellular component (GO): cilium
Source: RefSeq, a predicted model, not a curated record